AAAGCUAAAAACCUAAUCGAUAAAUCCAGAUCAGGAGGAGAAGGAAAGCAAGACUUUGCCGGUCUCGAGCACAAGAAAAUGGCGGAACACUUGGCUUCAAUUUUCGGAACGGAGAAGGAUAGGGUUAACUGCCCUUUCUACUUCAAGAUUGGCGCCUGUAGACAUGGUGAUCGGUGCUCUAGGCUUCACACUAAGCCCAGCAUCAGCCCUACACUCCUCCUCUCUAAUAUGUAUCAGAGACCUGAUAUGAUCACCCCCGGCGUCGACCCUCAAGGCCAAGCUCUUGACCCUCGCAAGGUUCAGGAUCACUUUGAGGACUUUUAUGAAGAUCUAUUUGAGGAGUUGAGCAAAUAUGGAGAUCUUGAAAGUUUAAAUAUUUGUGAUAAUCUGGCUGACCAUAUGGUGGGCAAUGUCUAUGUUCAGUUUAGAGAAGAAGAACAAGCUGCAAAUGCGCUUCACAAUCUUAAUGGACGCUUUUAUGCAGGUCGACCCAUCAUUGUUGACUUCUCUCCUGUGACGGAUUUUCGAGAAGCUACUUGCAGGCAGUAUGAGGAAAAUGUAUGUAACCGUGGUGGCUAUUGUAACUUUAUGCAUCUGAAGAAGAUAAGCAGAGAGUUGAGAAGGCGCUUAUUUGGGAGGAGCAGGCGCAGGCGUAGCCGAAGCCGAAGCCGAAGUCAAAGCCCCCACAAACAUCAUGGAUAUGAAGAACGUUCCCAUGGUGGUGGUCGUGGACGUGGGUCUAGUAGAAGAGAUGGAGAAAAGGACCCUCGGUAUCUUGAUAGAAGCAGGAGGCCUAGAAGCCGUAGCCCUAGGCAUAGAGGGGGACGGAGUAGAAGCCCUGGAGGGAGGAGAAAUAGAAGUCCAGUUAGGGAAAGUAGUGCUGAAAGAAGGGCUAAGAUUGAACAGUGGAACAGGGACAGGGAAAAGGCAGAUAAUGGUAGUAAUCAUCAGGAUGUCAAGGAUGUUGGUGGAAGCAAUGACCUAGUACAAAAUGAAGAUGAAUUUGAUCCUUCUAAGCAGUUCUAGAGAAAAUGGUGGAUGCGGUGCUUGCCUGAGAAAAAUUUUCUGGUGGAGGACAGGUUCCCUGUCACGUGUUAUUGAAUGUGAAUUCCAGUUUUGUUAACCUCAUCCCUUCACCCUAAAAAUGAAAAUAAAUAGGAUAGAAAUAAUCUUUAGUGAGUAACCCUCUUGGAAAACUCUUCAAUAUUCCAUGCCAUUUUGAAUUGGUCACAGCCAUCCUCAUUCUUUUUUCUUUGGUCGUUCAUCUUAGUUGGAAUGUGUUUCCCCAUGUUUAUGGGAAUUACAGGAUGAAAUAAAACUUUAUAUCACCUAAAAGUAGGACUAGUGUAUGUAGUGCUUAACCUGCAGAAGUCUUGAGGAAAGGUUUCUUACAAACCAUUUUUAGUUUUUCUUUACUUUUUUUUUACUUAAACUUUCUUUUCAUCACUUUUACAUGAAAAGCAAGACCAAGAUUUUAGGACCGGCCUUCAUGUUUGCUGAUGUUUACGACUUUCUUAAUUAUACAGGUUAAUCUACGGAAAAAAAUGUUUAAUACGUUUGUCGUUUUAUCAUAAUAUUUUCUAUGCCUCAAAAUUUACUGGAUAUUUUCUCCAAUUGGGUUUCUUGAGUUAACAUUUUUAAACUAUUAUUUUUCUAAAAACUUCUUGUAGACAUCCUUACCUAAAGCAGAUGUAGAGCUUGUUGUCAUCCUAAUAGAAUGUUAUUCCCUUUUCAUGCUCUCAUCUUUACAGGAAGAAAUAGAAUUAGUUGCAGUUGUGGUCAUGGCUUUUUGUUUUUUAUAUGCAGAUUAUGGAUAUUGAAAUUUCCUUUUAUGUUUCUUACAUAUUCUGCGAGUUUUGCAGGUUCAGGUUUUCCUGCUUGCCCAAAUACUUCUUAGGCAGCUUACCAUCGUAUUCAUAAUACAGGUUUGGCUGUUAUCUGGAGGAUUUGCAGGAUUUGAUGUCAUGUUUCGUUGGAAACAUGAAGGAAGCUUCUCUCCACAACUUCUGCAAUGCUGAAAAAUGUAUGUCCUCGUUAGGUUUGAUUUUUCCCCAUCUCGUAAUGAAACUAAGUUAAAGGAUUUCUGAGACAUAAGUAGAUUUAAUCUCGUUUCCUUGUUUGGAAUUGUGUUGUAUUUCCAAGAUUUUAUUGACGUUUUCAGAGAGAUACUAUUGAGAGCUGCCUACGAUAAUAGUUGAAGUUUCCUUUUGUUGCCUUGA
Molecule: messenger RNA, 2219 nt
Organism: Cucumis melo (muskmelon)
Lineage: Eukaryota; Viridiplantae; Streptophyta; Magnoliopsida; Cucurbitales; Cucurbitaceae
Product: splicing factor U2af small subunit B-like
Exons: 6
Coding region: 79-1026 (315 amino acids)
Biological process (GO): mRNA splicing, via spliceosome
Cellular component (GO): spliceosomal complex; U2AF complex
Molecular function (GO): pre-mRNA 3'-splice site binding; metal ion binding
Source: RefSeq, a predicted model, not a curated record